CGACUCGAACAUAAUUCGAACACAUUUGGCUGGGAAAGUGCCAGGAAAAGUCCCAUCCGACUAUAUUCCACUUUCAUUCGAAAAUUUAACGCCCGCGCUGCAGGCGCGUUGCUCCGGUUGAAAAAUAUCACAAAACAGAAAAUAUUACUAAAAACAACGAUAUUGGAUAAAUCACCGGGAAAAAUAUCGAAAAACGAUAUUUGGUUUCUUGUAAAAAUAUUGUUUUCUAAGAUAUUUUCAUACAUUUUUCGGGAUCCGGCAAAAAAGAUACACCUCUAUCUUUCGCGUUGAUAAACAAAUUCCCGCACCGAAACGUAUUUGUCGCGCAAUUUGUGAAAAAGUUAUUGGUCUAUUGUGUACAUUAAUUAGUUAAUGGGUAAUUGCUCAAUUUAUAAACAUGUGCAAUUGAGUGCAAUACUUAAGCCAGAAACAAAGUGGAUAAAGGAAAAUAAAUAAGGAAAAACCAAGGAAAAUAUGCUCAGAAAAGCCAGCCGUAGCCUACUUAUCGCAUAAAAAGCCGGUACGGUUUCGUUAACGGAUUGCCAUAUAAUCGCCGUCGCGUUAAUUGCGCCCCGCCCCCUGCAUCCCGAUUAUAUAUAUCCGACUAACUGUUAUCGCGCCCGUGUGUGUGUGUGUCUGCCUCUGUGUGCGUGAGCCUCUGUAUCCUGUACAUAUGUACAAUAUUUGUCGUCGUCGUCGUGCAUCGUUGUUGUUGUUCUUGCUGUUAUCCUUAUUAUGCAUCGUCCGCUGGCAUUAAUCUGCGUAUAAAGUAUAAAAUAUAAAAAAUUUGUGUUCUUCGGUGUUGUCUCGUGUAAGUGUCUAUAAUUUGUUUAAGUACGACAAGCGAUCGGUGCGAAUCAAAAAAUUCUCCUGUCUGUGUGUGCAAAUUGAUAAUAACGCUAUCGAAACAACAACAGCAAAAACCAAAUCAAUCAAUCAACGUCAGCAAAAAACCAAUAAACAGGAAUUACUGGGACUACUAAAUUUGUCAAUCUUCAAAUUAUUUUGGAUCCAGGCGUCCACCGAGUUUCAACGAGUUUCAAAAGAUUUCAACUCAUAAAAUCGAUUUUAUUGGAAACCAUUUGAAAAGAUAUGACUGAACUUUCAACCUUUAACUCAUUUGUUUUCCCAUAAAUAUCCCAAAGACAAACUGAAACCUGUUGUAAACAAAAAAGUAAUAGUUGUUAAAUAAAAAAAUAAUCAAUAUAUUUGCCAUACUCAAUAUCCAUUUAUCGAUUAAAGUAAAUUCAGACGCAGUAACUCUAAAUCACGCACAGCCAAUUCAAAACAAAAAUAAAAUCAAAUCCAUUUAAAUACAAUAAAGUUAGACGAAAAGCACACACAGAAAAUCAACAAUAAUAAAUGUUGCAAAUUUAAUCAAACCCAACUGAAAUUUAACAAAUUUUUAUGCAAAGUAGAAAUGUUAAAUUUACACAAUACAAACCACAAUAACAACAGCGCCAAGAACAAGCAUAACAACAGCCAUAAAAUGCAUUUGAAAAGUGCAACGGCAAAAGCAACAAUAAUGAAACAUAAGUUAAGCAAAUUUUACGGAUACGGUUGGAUGCAAGUCUUCCUACUACUUACAGUCCUCGUGAUUGGUAAUCAAAGUGCCUGGCAGGAGAAUAUACGACCAAAACUUUACGUUGAAUUAGGUCCCGAAGAUGUACUGAAGUUUGUGGGUAACGAAAGUGUCGUGGAUCACUUCAAGCUCGUCACCAGGGAUGGCAACAGUCUGCUCAUCGGUGCCAGAAAUACGGUUUUUAAUUUAAGCAUACAUGAUCUCGUUGAGCAGCAGCGUUUGGUCUGGACGUCGCCGGAGGAUGACACCAAAAUGUGUGUCGUCAAGGGCAAAGAUGAGGAGGCCUGUCAGAACUACAUUCGCAUCAUGGUGGUGCCAUCGCCGGGUCGCCUCUUCGUUUGCGGCACCAAUUCGUUCCGGCCAAUGUGCAACACUUACAUCAUCAGCGACAGCAACUACACGCUGGAGGCCACGAAAAACGGACAGGCGAUGUGCCCCUACGACCCCCGUCACAACUCCACCUCUGUGCUGGCUGACAACGAACUUUAUUCCGGGACCGUGGCGGAUUUCAGCGGCAGCGAUCCGAUUAUCUACCGGGAGCCACUGCAGACGGAGCAGUACGAUAGCCUAAGUCUCAAUGCGCCAAACUUUGUAAGUUCAUUUACGCAGGGAGACUUUGUCUAUUUCUUCUUUCGGGAAACCGCUGUGGAGUUCAUCAACUGCGGCAAGGCGAUUUAUUCGCGAGUUGCCCGCGUCUGCAAGUGGGACAAAGGUGGCCCGCAUCGUUUCCGCAACCGCUGGACAUCCUUCCUCAAGUCCCGCCUCAACUGCUCCAUUCCGGGCGAUUAUCCGUUCUACUUUAAUGAAAUCCAAUCGGCCAGCAACCUGGUGGAGGGACAGUAUGGCUCGAUGAGCUCGAAACUGAUAUACGGAGUUUUCAACACGCCGAGCAACUCGAUUCCCGGCUCAGCGGUUUGUGCUUUCGCCCUGCAGGACAUAGCCGAUACGUUUGAGGGCCAGUUCAAGGAGCAGACCGGCAUCAACUCCAACUGGCUGCCAGUAAACAAUGCCAAGGUUCCCGACACGCGUCCCGGUUCUUGUCACAACGAUUCGAGAAUGCUUCCGGAUCCCACAUUGAACUUCAUCAAAACACAUUCACUAAUGGACGAGAGUGUGCCGGCAUUUUUCAGUCAACCGAUUUUGGUCCGGACGAGCACAAUAUACCGCUUCACUCAAAUCGCUGUAGAUGCACAGAUCAAAACUCCAGGCGGAAAGACAUAUGAUGUUAUUUUUGUGGGCACAGAUCACGGCAAGAUCAUCAAGUCGGUAAAUGCCGAAUCCGCCGAUUCCGCGAAUAAGGUCACCUCAGUGGUCAUCGAGGAGAUUGAUGUUUUGACCAAGAGUGAGCCCAUUCGCAAUCUGGAGAUAGUUAGAACCAUGCAAUACGAUCAACCAAAGGAUGGCAGCUACGACGAUGGCAAAUUAAUCAUUGUGACGGACAGCCAGGUGGUAGCCAUACAAUUGCAUCGUUGUCACAAUGACAAAAUUACCAGCUGCAGUGAGUGCGUCGCAUUGCAGGAUCCGUACUGCGCCUGGGACAAAAUUGCUGGCAAGUGCCGUUCCCACGGCGCUCCUCGAUGGCUGGAGGAGAACUAUUUCUACCAGAAUGUGGCCACUGGCCAGCAUGCGGCCUGCCCCUCAGGCAAAAUCAAUUCGAAGGAUGCCAACGCAGGGGAACAAAAGGGCUUCCGCAACGACAUGGACUUAUUGGAUUCGCGACGCCAGAGCAAGGAUCAGGAAAUCAUCGACAAUAUUGAUAAGAACUUUGAAGGUCCCCAAAUCUCUGCAGAUAUAAUCAAUGCCCAGUACACGGUGGAGACCCUGGUGAUGGCCGUCCUGGCCGGUUCGAUCUUCUCGCUGCUGGUCGGCUUCUUUACAGGAUACUUCUGCGGCCGACGAUGCCACAAGGACGAGGACGAUAAUCUGCCGUAUCCGGAUACAGAGUACGAGUAUUUUGAGCAGCGGCAAAAUGUCAAUAGCUUCCCCUCGUCCUGCCGCAUCCAGCAGGAGCCCAAGCUGCUGCCCCAGGUGGAGGAGGUGACGUACGCGGAACCGGUGCUUCUGCCCCAGCCGCCGCCGCCAAACAAGAUGCACUCGCCAAAGAAUACGCUGCGCAAGCCGCCGAUGCACCAAAUGCACCAGGGUCCCAACUCGGAGACGCUCUUCCAGUUCCAGCCCGAUGGCUACAACACCCAGCAAUCCUAUCGCGGUCGCGACAAUUUCGGAACACUGCGUUCCCACCAGGUGAUGGGCGACAACUAUAGACGCGGCGAUGGUUUUUCCACCACCCGCAGCGUCAAGAAGGCUGUAAACAACACAAACACACGUAACAGAAGUCUUGGUCGCGCAAGAAGACAGCCGCCCCGUCAUGGCAUUGUAACUCAACACCGUUCGAAUAGCCCCCAGCAGCAGCAGCAGCAGCAACAGCAGCAGCAGCACCAGUCCCAGCAGCCGCACUCCAGUUCCGGCUCCUCGCCCGUAAUGUCCAACAGCAGCAGCAGUCCGGCUCCGCCAUCCAGCAGUCCCAGUCCGCAGGAGAGCCCCAAGAACUGCAGCUACAUCUACCGUGAUUGAUUGAUAUGCAACACCAAAUCGAUGCCACUCAUCCAGGCCCAGUCCACGCACAACCCCCAGUCACAGCCACAGCCACAGUCACACCCCAAGUCACAGCCACAGCCACACCCCGCCUCCGGAUUGAGUACGCCCCCCGCCCAGCCACGACCUAGGAGUCCAAUGAUCGGCCGGACAUACGCCAAAUCAAUGCCCGUGACUCCAGUUCAACCGCAAUCUCCGGCGCUGGCGGAGACGCCCUCCUACGAGCUCUACGAACGCCACUCCCACUCCAUAUUCCACUUCGACGACGAUGUGGAUGAGGAUGAGGAUGAGGACGACGACAAUGACGACGAUGAGGACCUGGAGGACACCUCAUCGCUGGCCAUGAUCACACCGCCGCCGCCCUAUGACACACCGCACCUGCUUACAUCGCCACCAUUGCCGCCACCACGUCGAUUUCGUUUUGGCAACCGGGAGCUGUUCAGCAUGAGUCCGGCCGGAGGAGGUGCCACGCCCACACCCUCGGGCAGCUCCACCAAUCGCUGCAGCAGCAGUGCCAUAACGCCCACCAAGCUGAGUGCCGCUGCAGCCGCCAUGUUCGCCGCCCCCCAAAUGGCCACCCAGCUCAACCGGAAGUGGGCCCAUCUGCAGCGGCGACGGCGCAGACGGAACAGCAGCUCCGGCGACUCCAAGGAGCUGGACAAGCUGGUCCUGCAGUCCGUCGACUGGGACGAGAACGAGAUGUACUAGCAGACAAGCCGCCAAUGAGUUAGCAGAAAGAAUUCCCUUUAAAAUUGUAUGCAAUUUCACCUUUUCGGAAGUAGAAACAAACAAAAUUCUGUAAAAAAGUGAAAUUGUAUUAGUUGGAAAUUCAGAUCUAAAGAGAACUACAAGUUUUUUGAGCCAUGUUCUCUGCGCUUAUUUAGGUGUAAUGUUCGGUUAAUGUUAGGGAAGUAAAUAGUAACUGAUUUGUAAGUUGUUAGCUUAGACUUCAGGGGAGCUCAAGUUUUUCAAUAACUUUCUUUAAAGGCUUUUUUGUGCUUUCCUUCAUAAGAAGUUUAUAAAAAAAUUCGAAACUCAUAAUAACUUAAGAAAAUUAAUUAGGUUUCUUCAAUUAUUAACGCCUUUGCCCUUAUGAAUCCAAUGAAGUUUAUACAAAAUUCUAAAAUCAACAUUUCUCAAGAAAAUUAAAUCGUUUUUUUGAUAAAUAACAUUAGAUAUGCCUUUGCAUGUUUUUUUCCCUUUCUGAAACAAUGAUUUAAAAAAAAAGGAAUAGGUUUUUUAAAUUAAUAACAUAUUUAAACGGCUUGGCAUUUGUUUUUUAAAAAUUGCAGUUACAAUAUUUCAAGAAAAUGUAAUUGAUUUUUUGAAGGAAAGUAAGAUAUAUGCCAAACCUUUUGAGAAAUUUAAAUGCCUGACUAAAAUUAUUUUAAUAACGAAAUUCCCCCGACAAAAGUUAGUAACCUUACAGAAGUUUACUACUUACUUCCCUAACAAGUACAAAAAAGUUCUCAUUUUGAAGUGGCGAUAGAAUAUAUAUAGUCGCUUAUGGCUAGGGCGUAUUACAACCCUUCCCCUUACCAUUCUCCUUCCCUCGACAUACAAAACAUACAACUAGCAAUCGAAAAAUCAUUAAUUAGCGUUAGGAACUGGAUGGGGACUUACUUACACACAAAAAGCCAGAGAAGUUAUACACGAAAUUUAUAGUUAUAUAGCCUUUAUACAUAUUCCCAGAUCUGCUAAGUAUACACAUGCAUAACAUAACGUACGUAUAUAUGACUCUAUAUAUACUAAUUGAUUAUAUAGACACGGUUCAAGAGAAACGGCUACGCUAAACUAGAGCUGCAAAAUGAUAUUGUUAAUUACCUUUAGCGAAAAAACUCAACAUUUGUAAAUAUUAAUAAUAAUGAUAUACAAGACGUAACGUAAUCUAAGCAAACCUUAUUCGAAUAGUGUAUACACGAUAUACAAGAUUUUUUGCAUUUAACCCAGAGAAAUUAAAAAUAGAAGAAAUUUAAAUGGCAUAACAAGUGGUUAAGGAAGAUGAUAAAACAAAACGAAACGCUUAUUACUGAUUUACACAAAAGAAAUGAAUUACCGAAAUAGUAGGAGGGCGAACAAAUUAGUCUUAAGCCGUCAGAAAUCGGGGAUAUAUAAGGGGAUUGCAUUCGGGAUUCAUUCCGAACUGGAACUGCAUCUGCAACUGGAACUGCCAAUCGCAAUACAGCGCUCCCAUCGAAGUCGAAUCCAUCGAGUGCAUUUUCCAUUGUCAAUUUAAUUUGCAAAGCCUCAAGCUAUAGUACUUCUCCAGACUCCUCUGCUUUAGUCUGCUAUAGGAAAGUGUAAAUUAUGUACAGGACUAUACGCAUUAUAUUCAACCGAUCUGUACAGAAAACAGUAUGUGCGAUAUGUGCCAUAAUUGGGUAUGUGCCCACCUUGAGUUUAGUUGUUAUUGUUUGCAUUGAUUCAGAAUAGGUCUUUACUGAGAACAGAACUCGCUGUCUUUGUAUAUAUAUAUAUACAUAUAUAUACGAAUAUAUAUGCAUGAAGAGGGACACACAAAUUUCAUGUGAAGUGAUCGAUCAAAAUUUAGUGAAAGCAUUAAAAGUAAACUUUAGCCUAGCCACAUAGGGUUUGUAUUAUAGAUUGAGCCGGAGGGCGGAACAAAACUUUUGAAAAUAUUUUCACUAGGGGCAUUGCUAAUGUUGUUCUCGUAAUAGAGUAUAUUAGAAAUAGGCUAAGCUAAUCGAUAUUCAAUAUUUUGUAUGAGAAACAUUAAAAUCAUCCGAUCAAACUUGGAAAUUGCGUUGCAAGACGAGUAAAAAAAGCGUAGAAAUAUCUAAAUCAAAGCAAAUGUAUAAACAACAAACACAUAACAGCAGUAGUUUAAAAGAAAACCCACACAAACGUAAGCGUAUAUAUUGAUUAAUAUAUACUUUAUGCAGCUGCAAUUUAAUGCUUUUUAUAUGCAAUUUUACUUUUUGACAAAGUGUAUACAACCGAAGGAAAGUCAACAAAAAAAGAAACAACAAUUUACAUUUAGACAGCCAAAGACACAAAUGAUUAAUAAAUUUUCUUUUAAUUGUUUGUGCUUAUUUUUAAAUAGUUUUAUUUGUACAUACAUAUAUUUUUAACUAAUGUAUACUGCUCUUAAGGACAUGUAACACAAUGAUAUCUGUUUUAGUUUAUUUAGUUUUUAAAUUGAUUGUUUUUUUGUUAUUCGUAUAGAAUACAGUGUCGCGUACUUUUGAAAGCAAUACAAACACUUAAAAAUGUAUAAGCAAAUAAUAAAAACAAAGAUUCAGACACAUAGAGUAGCAGCAGAUGGAUAAAUCUUAGGAAUACACUAGAGUUUUGAACUAAUUCUAGAUCUACAUCAACUACUUAUACAAUUGCAUACAAGUAUUAACUGAAUCAGAUCAUUAACUUUUAUACACUUUACCAUUUACAUAUAUACAAGCAAACGGAAUGCCGAUUACCGAUUAUUCAAUAUACAAGGCAAAAUCUAACAUGUAAUUGUAAUUGGAAGCCAGGCUGCAAUUGAAAGGUUUUACAUUAAAAAUAAUGCCUACAGACAUAAACCAGCAACAACAGUAACAAGAGCAGAAAAUUCAUGAAUAUAUACUUAUACAUAAAUAUAGAUGACCCAUAUACAAACACUAAUUAGAUACUUUAGAAGAGAGAUUCUCUAGAAAUGCUUUUAAAUUAAAAAAAAAAAAACAACAAAAAAAAAGGAACAAAAAAUGAAAUAAUAAACAAACAAAAAUAACUGAUUUAAGCAAAGUAUUUUAUUAAAAACACUCAAUAACGAAAAAGCAGAGUCAAAGGACAAAAAAACACAAAAAAAUCUAUAAAUUUCUUAAAACUUUCAGCAAAAGGCAAACAUUUGUGAGAUAAGCCAACUCAGACACUUUUUUAGAAGCGCAGAAAUCGGGGUUUACGAUAACGAUGUUCACUACGACGUCGUUGAAAAUACUUUAAAGAUAAUUAUAAGCUAAAUGAAAACGAUUUUUAACUUUAUCCAAGACGAAACCAGAUUGUAGCGGGCGCAUUCAUAUUUGCUAAUUAGCAACUUAUUAAACUAUAACGAACAACAAACAUUUAAAAUUAAAUUAGAGCAGAAAGCAGGAACCCAAAAAAAAAAUAAACAAAUUAAGAAAUAAAGAAGAAAACAAUCCAUGACAUGACACACCCAAGAUUUCAUUUUUCAUUAAAAACGAUAUAUAUUCAAGUGCUUCUUACAUAAAAUAAAUAUAAAUAUAU
Messenger RNA from Drosophila gunungcola (fruit fly), 8398 nucleotides. RefSeq names its product semaphorin-1A (gene Sema1a). NCBI's taxonomy places the organism in Eukaryota, Metazoa, Arthropoda, Insecta, Diptera, Drosophilidae. The transcript has 22 exons. Gene Ontology annotation, biological process: axon guidance; positive regulation of cell migration; negative chemotaxis. The record is from RefSeq and is a predicted model, not a curated record. Gene Ontology annotation, molecular function: semaphorin receptor binding; chemorepellent activity.